AUGUCUCAAAACGGUCAAUUCAUACCUUUCGAGGCUCUCCCGCUAGAUCCCAGUGGCCCGCGUGGAAAUGCUUGGGGUCGAUUUGGACCAAACGAUGAGCUUGGCACAUUGAACCUCCUUACGCCGGAGCUCAUUGUUGAGGCUGCAAAGGAGAUUCAGACGGGCAUUCGCAUAUCACUCGACUGGCCGCUCAGUAUGCCAAGCUAUCCCAGCUUCGAUCGCAAUCCUUUCAAGCAGGAGCUAGUUCUGCGCCAUCCGAAUUGCGUUUAUGAUGAUAUUCUGACUUUUAAUAGUCAAGGGUCAACACAGUGGGAUGGGUUCAGACAUUAUGCAAAUCAGAAGAUGCGCCGCUUCUAUAACGGACACACGACGGACGAGAUUGAGAAUUCCGAUGUGAUCGGUCUGCACAUCGUUGCCGAACAUGGCGGCAUGACAGGCCGUGGCGUUCUACUUGAUUUCGCCGAUUGGGCCGAAUCAAACGCAGUUUCUGUUUCAGCUCUCGAAUCGCAAGCCAUCACCCUCGAUAAUCUUAAGCAAGUGGUCAAGGACCACCAACUCGAAUUCCGGAAGGGUGAUAUUUUGUUCAUCCGGAGCGGUUUCACUGCGGCAUACAACGCAUUGAAUGACCAACAGCGGCGAGAUCUUCCGAAUCGCCCAGCACCAGAUUUUAUCGGCGUGGAAGCGACUGAAGGAAUGGUCCGAUGGCUAUGGGACCACCAAUUUGCCGCCGUGGCUGGCGAUGCACCGAGCUUCGAACGUGCUCCUAUCCGUGGCACUCACGCAGAUCCGAAUUUCAAUUUGCACGAGUGGGUAUUGGCAGGAUGGGGGACGCCAAUUGGGGAGAUGUUUGAUUUGGAGAAGCUCUCUCAGCACUGCAAGGCUACAGGGAGAUAUAGCUUCUUCCUGUCAAGUAUGCCCCUCAAGGUCGUUGGGGGAGUUGCCAGCCCCCCAAAUGCGUUUGCUAUUUUCUAG
Penicillium brasilianum is the source of this 972-nucleotide messenger RNA. Lineage: Eukaryota; Fungi; Ascomycota; Eurotiomycetes; Eurotiales; Aspergillaceae. The record is from the annotation of a GenBank genome assembly.